CAGUCCUUUCGUGAAUAUCGGUUAUUCUUGCAUGUAAUUGACAAGUGCGUUCAACCUUUUUGUUUGCUUACUGCAAUAUUGAAAUGUAUACUCGUGCUAUUACUAACUGUAUUCUAUGUUUUCUUACGUGUAUUUGACUUUGUUACUACUGAAUGUAAUGAGCUAUUAACAACGUUGUGACUUGUGAAUAUUCCGAAAUUUUCAUAACUUGAUUGUUACUGCUUUUUGGAUUUAACAUUAGUGAUGUUUGCAACCACUUGGUUCUUGUUUAUAUUACAGUUUCCCGGCAAAAAUAAUAUACUAAAACACAUGGCUUUAAUAAAUAUUUAAACUUGCAGUAUUACAAAAAUUUAAACACGGUAGUGCAUUACAACAUUACAGGGAACCAACAAAAAGCAAAACAUUUAGCGCAAAUUAGUAUACACGGGAGACCACUCUCGACAGCAAAUUUACGCGUUCGGUAGUUUCCGUGGGUUAAACGGCGAGAUAGUCUAAACUUACCCGUGUACUUGUGUUGUCGUCCCUGGACAGCUGGAAAUUAUGAUGAGUGACGAGGAGCAAGUACUGCAGAUCAAGGAUCUUUGUCGUCGCAGGUUACUCUACAUAGCAAAUUGCUUAGAAAACGACAGGACUACGGAUUUAUUGCCUCAGGUUGAAGAGAUUUUAACUAAUUUGCUGCAACUGUCAAGUUUCGUACCUUUGGAUGACAGCAUGAUUUUUGUUGAGGAAGCAUUGCAAACUUUACUAAAUAAUCAUGACAAUCCCCAACAUAAUACAGAGGACCCUGUCCGGGGGGUGGUGAAUUCUACUGGCAAAAGGAAGUAUGAAAUUCCUAGAGAAACUCUUUCCAUGUUAAUCUAUGAUGGGAUUAAGGUAAAACAGAUUGCAGAACUGCUUAAUGUUAGCAAACGAACAGUUGAAAGGAGGAUGCAUGAACAUGAACUGACCAUUCGACAAACUUAUAGUCAAAUAUCUGAUGAAGAACUAGUACAUGAAGUGUCAAAACUAUGUCAUGAGCACCCUAAUGUAGGAUACAGAACCAUUCAAAGCCUUUUGCAGACAAAGGGACUUCGAAUUCAGGAGUACAGAGUUAGAAAAUGUGUUAGGGACUGUGACCCUUGUGGCGUUCUGUUAAGAAGAGUAUUUUUGUCAACCUCAAGAGUGUGUAGAAGAACUUACAGCGUAUCCGGUCCUCAGGCACUAUGGCAUAUCGACGGGAACCACAAGCUCAUUAGGUGGAGGCUGGUUAUCCACGGUGGUAUAGAUGGGUAUUCAAGAUUACCCGUGUUCUUGAAAGUCAACAACAAUAAUCACGCCGACACUGUUCUACAUGCUUUCGUAGAGGCUGUUCAUAAGUUUGGCUUACCACAAAGGGUCCGUUCAGACAAAGGUGGAGAAAAUGUCAAAGUUGCCGAGUUUAUGCUGCAGCAUCAAACAGGAGUACAGAGACCUUUUAUUGCUGGAAGAUCUGUUCACAAUCAGAGGAUUGAGAGAUUAUGGAGAGAGAUAUGGACUGGCUGUACAAGUCUGUACUACUCACUGUUUUACAACAUGGAAGACGAGGGAAUUUUGGAUGUAUCCAGUGAGCUACACAUUAUGCUGCUUCACUUGGUAUUCUUACCCAGAAUACAAUCCCACUUGGAUAGAUUUGCAGAGGCUUUAAGGAGGAGACCAUUGAGGACUGAAAAUAGUAACACGCCUCUACAAUUGUGGCUUACAGGACCAAGAAAUGAUUCAUCUGUUCAUGAACAGGGAAAUAUGGAUGCUUAUGGCAUUGACUUUGAGCAGGAUCAAGUAUCAGUGCACCCGGAGUCAGUGAUAGUUCCUGAAGGCACACCUUUUCCUGAAGAAGUUUUACAACAAAUUCAGCAUAUUCUUGAUAAAGAAUCUGACUGCUUUGCCACCGACGUAUAUAGGGAAGCUUUGGAAUACAUAUACAGAAUUAACCUUGAUCUGUAAUAGCUGUGCACAGAAAGUAAACUAGCAUAAAUGCAUUAUUUAAUGCACAUUUCUGGUAAAAAGAAAUAAAUGCAAUACAUGAAA
Messenger RNA from Mercenaria mercenaria, 2043 nucleotides. RefSeq lists its product as uncharacterized. The record is from RefSeq and is a predicted model, not a curated record. NCBI's taxonomy places the organism in Eukaryota, Metazoa, Mollusca, Bivalvia, Venerida, Veneridae. Gene Ontology annotation, molecular function: nucleic acid binding. The coding region runs from base 541 to 1959 and encodes 472 amino acids. The transcript is spliced from 5 exons. Gene Ontology annotation, biological process: DNA integration.